AUGGUUUGUCACGCGGCCCAAGCCAAAACUCUAUGUACCCGUCGUGUGGCCAUCAUUGUCAGCGGAACGAUCUAUGUGUGUAUGACACUGUUAGCUAUUCCGUCUGUUAUUCGUUACAAAACCGUAUCCUGCCACGACCCCCAUCAUAAUAAAACUGUUUAUAAUAUUGUAGUCACCGAUUUGUGGAUGAAUGAAACAUUUGUAGUGGCUUAUAACUGGACGCAAAAUCUACUUCGAUCGGUGAUACCAUUCUUGGUGUUAAUAAUCCUAAAUACUUACAUCAUUAACGCCCUUCGAAAGACGCGGGCGAAUCGACGCUUUUCGGCGCGAAAUCGUAUCACAUUCAUGCUAAUAAUGGUUAUCGUCGUUUUUGUCGUCUGCAUCACGCCAGACGCUAUCAUGUCCACUUGUUUCGGCUUCGGCUACUACGAUGCCAACCUUCUCGUGAAAGGCAUUCGGGAAUUUACAGACACCUUACUGACGGUGAACGCCGCCUUGAACUUUGUGUUGUAUUGCCUAUUUAACAAAAAUAUUCGUGACCAUUUUCGGACAAUUUUUUGCCGCGGUUAUGUGGAGCGGCGAGUCGCUCACGAACCCGACGAAAGCGAGUAUAGACGCCUGUCAGACCAAAAAAAUCACCAAUCCACAACAACCAUGACACCAAUUCAGAAAAGUGCAACAACACAUGUGUAA
Molecule: messenger RNA, 693 nt
Organism: Acanthosepion pharaonis
Lineage: Eukaryota; Metazoa; Mollusca; Cephalopoda; Sepiida; Sepiidae
Source: the annotation of a GenBank genome assembly